Molecule: messenger RNA, 1215 nt
Organism: Tilletiaria anomala UBC 951
Lineage: Eukaryota; Fungi; Basidiomycota; Exobasidiomycetes; Georgefischeriales; Tilletiariaceae
Product: zincin
Exons: 3
Coding region: 224-1087 (287 amino acids)
Molecular function (GO): metallopeptidase activity
Source: RefSeq, a predicted model, not a curated record
CCUGUUCAACGAAGAUGCAGCUUAUACCAACCCAUCAUCAGGACGGCAUAUAAAGGGCGGUCUUCAUCCAUUCGAACGUCUUUCUGAUCCUUUUGUCCUUAUCCCCGCCUACAUUCAUCUCCUCUACACAUGCCUGGCGCUUGCACGUCGCCCACACCCACUGCCCUGCUCAAGCCCUUCCUGCCAUCCCUCCCUUCCCUAAUUCCAACAUACGCUGAUCAAAAUGGUCCGCUUCACCAUCAUCGCCUCCAUUUUUGCGGUUGCCAUCGCAUCCGCCAGCGCGGCUAGCACAGAGGGCCUCGCCCCGACCCGCAAGUGCGGCACGACCCAUACUCUCUCGCCCGAGCGCGAAGCAGAGGCCCAGCGCUUCAUCGCCGCGUACCACAAUGCAAACAACACACUCAAGAACGGUCGCGUCGACGCCGCUUCUACCAAGAGCGUCGGCAUCCACUGGCACAUUAUUACCUCUGGCAGCACCGGCAGCCUCGCUAGCUCCCAGAUCAAGAAGCAGAUAUCCGUCUUGAACGACGACUACGCGCCCUCGGGCUUCUCCUUCCACCUUAUCUCCACCGACACCACAAACAAUCCAAACUGGUACUCGAAAGUUGACUCCGGAAACAGCUACGAGAGAGAGAUGAAGAAUGCGCUGCACAAGGGUUCGGCUAACGCUCUGAAUGUCUACACGGUCGGCUUCAACAAUGGCCUCCUCGGCUUUGCCACCUUCCCGAGCGAUUACUCCUCCUCACCCAACCUCGACGGUAUCGUGAUCGAUGGCCGCUCGCUGCCUGGUGGCUCACUCUCACCGUACAACCUCGGCAAGACCGCCACACACGAGGUUGGCCACUGGCUGGGCCUCUACCACACCUUCCAGGGCGGCUGCUCCGGCUCGGGCGACUACGUCUCCGACACCCCCCCUCAGUCCAAGGCGUCGUCCGGAUGCCCCGUCGGCCAGGACUCGUGCUCUGGCGGUGGCAGUGACGACGUGCACAACUACAUGGACUAUUCCGAUGAUAGCUGCAUGAACCACUUCACCUCAGGUCAGAAUACACGAAUGGUAUCUCUCACCUCUCAAUACAGAGGACUCUAGACAACACGGUUCAUUGAUACCACCACUGGAGAGAAAAGCAUACGUUCCGUGGCUCAUUGAAGCGCCCUUCGCCCCGAAUGACCGACGGUAGAUUCCGCUCUCAACCCUGCUUUGCUGUGCAAAGAGGU